This is a messenger RNA of Didymodactylos carnosus, 1047 nucleotides long. Lineage: Eukaryota; Metazoa; Rotifera; Eurotatoria; Philodinida; Philodinidae. The record is from the annotation of a GenBank genome assembly.
AUGGCUGGAACUUCUCCUCAACUGAAAAAUGAUUGUAAAGCUUGUGAACGAGGUGUGUUCACUUGCACUGGAUGCAAAAGUAAUUUUUGUAAACCACAUUUUAUCGAACAUCGUCAACAGUUAUCAGUAGAGUUUGAUCAUUUAAUCUACGACUAUGAUUCACUUCAACAGCAACUACUCGUCGAACAACCCACUUCGACUGCUGAGAAGAUAUUGUUAGAUAAUGUUGAUAAAUGGGAAUUGGAAAUGAUAAAACGUGUAAGAGAAACUGCGGAACGUACUCGUGAGAUCGUUUGGCAGUUCUUCAAAAAAAGAAAUGAGAACAUUUCUGAACAACUGCAGAGUCUGUCAAGUGUUCUUCGAACAGCAAAAAACGAUGAAAAUUACGUUGAAUCGACACUCGAAAAAUGGAAGCAACAAAUAAUAGAGAUGAAGGAGACAGUCGAAAAGCAUAUAUCAACAGUUCACAUCAACAUUGACACAAGCGGAAGUGAUCAGAUCUAUUGGGAGGAAAUGAUCAAAGUCAAGCAGCAAUCAGAAAUAUCAAAACGAGUAUUGACACUUGGAAAGGAGCGAUUUCAGUCCACACUUGGUAAUGUUUGUUUACGAGAAGAUGGAUUGAUAGCUGAGGGCAGAGAAGCGUGGUGGAGUGACGUUAGAGGUUCGAAUUUGUAUCGAUCUGGUAUCCAUCAAAUCCAUCUAAAAGUAGAGAAACUUUGUACAAAAGACAUUAUGGUAGGUAUAAUAUCAUCAAAGGUACCGAUGAAUCGAUGUUCUUAUGCGUUUGAAGGAAGUUACGGAUGGCAUUUACAGGGGAAAUCAAUCUAUCGAAACGGUAUUUUAACCACCAUAUGUUAUGAUGCUGAUGUGAUUGAAGAUGAUGAAUUUAUUUUGACAAUUAACUGUACCCAGCAAAAUAUAUCAUUGCUGAAUAAGCGGACUAAUCGUCAGUCUCAGAUACCUAUUGUGCUUCAAACAACUCCAUUUCCAUGGCAGUUGAGACUCAAUUUGUGUGAUCUAGGAAGCUGUGUGCGAAUAAUUGAAUGA